AUGGUAUACGAAAAGUGUUGUAUUAGUGGUUGCAAUACAACACGUGAAACGCACCGGCUCUUCAGAUUCCCUAGGAACGAUAAUUUAAGAAACUUGUGGAUGUCUUUCAUAGUGCCGACAAAUCCCCAGCUCAUUGUACUUUCCAAAGAACAGUUACUUAACAAACGUGUCUGUGAAAAACAUUUUGAUAUAUUUCAGUUCGACAAUGAAGGCAGAAGACUUCGAUACUCUUACCCGUCCUUGCUUACUGACAAUGAAAUAGCUCAUGGUGUGCCUCUGACUGCAACAGGUCAACCAAUAAGGCGAUAUCGUGGUCAUGCUAGUACAGUUACCUGUGUUAAGUUUAAUGAAGAAUCAACAAUGGCCAUUUCUGGUUCAGUAGACAAUACGGUUGCAUUUUGGGACACGUUGAGUAGAAGACAGGAGCCAGUGCAAGUGUUAAAGGAUGCUAAAGACACAAUUACUGCUGUACAGGUCACUAAUCAUGAAAUUUUGACCUGUUCAGUGGAUUGUCAUGUGCGUUUAUAUGAUAUAAGAGUUGGCAAAAUGACUUCAGAUUAUAUUGGACAGAUAGUUACAUUUGGUAGCAUUACUCAUGAUGGACAGUGCUUUGUUCUAAGUUGUGCUGAUAGCACAGUUAAGCUUUUUGAUAAAGAAUCAGGAGAGUUGCUUAAUACAUUCUCUGGUCAUGAGAGCAAAGAUUUACUUCUAGAGAAUGCUGUUAAUGAGAAAGAUAGUCAUAUUAUUUCGGGCUCUGCAAAUGGAGAGGUUUUUUAUUGGGAUUUAAUAAAUAGUAAUUGUACUCGAAAAUUAGUUCACUGUAAACAAAAGCCAGUUGUAACAUUAAGCCAACACCCAACUGAGAGCUACUUGUUAACUGCCUGCGAAGAUGAGGUAAAAUUGUGGGGUACAAAAGCUUUGGAAGAAUAA
This is a messenger RNA of Parnassius apollo (apollo), 930 nucleotides long. The record is from the annotation of a GenBank genome assembly. Lineage: Eukaryota; Metazoa; Arthropoda; Insecta; Lepidoptera; Papilionidae.